This is a messenger RNA of Ilex paraguariensis (yerba mate), 978 nucleotides long. The record is from the annotation of a GenBank genome assembly. NCBI's taxonomy places the organism in Eukaryota, Viridiplantae, Streptophyta, Magnoliopsida, Aquifoliales, Aquifoliaceae.
AUGUUUAUCAUGACUAUUGGUGUUUUGCUAAUAAGAGGUUCUAAGCUCCUUGCAGUUGAAAACCAGGGAUGCAAACCCAUGGAGCGUAUUGAUAUUAUGGGUGGUUCAGCAUCAGCCAGUCCAUGCUCAUCAUACCAACCAAGUCCAUGUGCAUCUUAUAACCCAAGCCCUACAGUAUCAUCUUUUCCUAGUCCAAUCUCAUCCCAUAAUACUGUUAAUGCCAAUAAUAUUGCUGAUGCCAACUCUCUCAUUCCAUGGCUGAAAAACCUAUCAUCUGGGUCAUCACCUGCUUCGUCCAAGCUUCCCCAGCAUCUGUACAUAACGGGAGGUUCUAUAAGUGCUCCAGUUACACCACCACUAAGCUCCCCUACUGCCCGAACUCCCCGAAUGACAAAUCAUUGGGAUGAUCCAACUGCUGGUCCUCCUUGGUCCGGGCAGCACUAUGCCUUUCUACCUUCUUCCACCCCACCAAGCCCAGGCCGUCUAACCCCUCCUGAUUCAGUAUGGCUCUCUGGUGUUCAAACUCCCCAAGAUGCGCCAUCAUCUCCUACAUUCAGCCUUGUCUCGUCAAACCCAUUUGGCUUCAAAGAGGCAUUAUCAGCUCCAGGGUCCCGGAUGUGGACUCCGGGACAAAGUGGGACAUGCUCUCCAGCAGUUACGGCUGGGUUUGACCAAACAGCUGAUGUUCCUAUGUCAGAUGCAAUUUCUGCCGAGUUUGCAUUUGGCAAUAACACCAAGGGGCUAGUAAAGCCAUGGGAAGGAGAGAGGAUACAUGAGGAAUGUGUCUCUGAUGAUCUUGAGCUUACCCUUGGGAACUCUAGUACCAGAUAAUAGAGAGAUGUGAUAGAAGAAAGGAGAGAAAAACAACCAUGUGCCAAUUGAUUUGGUUUAUACCUACCCUUUCUGCAACUUUACCGAGUGAUGUUUUAAUCUGUUGAUUCUUUAUGAAUUCGCGUUACUCAGGUUACCAAAUCAGGG